Fukomys damarensis (Damara mole-rat) is the source of this 2438-nucleotide messenger RNA. RefSeq names its product cAMP responsive element binding protein 3 like 3 (gene Creb3l3). NCBI's taxonomy places the organism in Eukaryota, Metazoa, Chordata, Mammalia, Rodentia, Bathyergidae. The record is from RefSeq and is a predicted model, not a curated record. Gene Ontology annotation, cellular component: nucleus. Gene Ontology annotation, biological process: regulation of transcription by RNA polymerase II. Gene Ontology annotation, molecular function: DNA-binding transcription factor activity, RNA polymerase II-specific; RNA polymerase II cis-regulatory region sequence-specific DNA binding. The transcript has 10 exons. Bases 902 to 2200 code for a protein of 432 amino acids.
AGAGAGAGAGUAAAUAUGAGAAUGAGAGAAGACAAAAAGCAAAUGAAGAAAAUUUCAAAGAAUCGAGGGUUCAGGGAAAGUGCUGAUAUGAUAAACAGGGUAGGGACAGGGGCUCCUUUCCUGGGGGCAGCAGAGGUGGCCCCUCAGCUGUCUUUGAUUCAUUAAAUAGCAAAUAUUCUCAAAUCUGGCACCAUCGUGACACAGAGCCAAGUAGGGGGUGAGAGGGCAUUUCCAGGCAGAGGAACCUGCAAGUGCAAAGGCCCUGGGGCAGGAAAUGUUUAGCUCAGUAAAUAUUUGUUGAUUAAAUGAACAACAGAUGCUUCGAGAAGAAAUUGAUUGUGGGGAUUGGGCAGUGGGGGACACAAGGAGGGCGAUGGCUGAGCUGAUCCUGGAAAGUGGACAGAGGGUCGUCACCAGUGAGGGAGCCAGAAGAGAACUCAAGGCAGAGGGACCAAAUUUUUUCAUCCUGGUCUGUGCUGGGAGUAGACAGGACCCCUGUAGGGACCCUGGGCUCUGAGGGACAGACACCCGGUGAUACUGGAGAGCAACAAUCCCCGUAAGUAGGGAAUAGGUCAUGGCAGCACCUAGACGCCCAGACUUUGGUCUUUGCCCACCGCCCGCUGCCAAAGCACAAAACACCCUGAUAACGGUCUUCCCGCCCCUCCCCUGCCUGCCCCUGCUCACUGGCCCUUCGUCCUGUCCAUCAAGCCUGUCCACCACUCAGCACCAGGGGCCGGGCUGGGUUCUCCUGGGCACUAUUUCAGCAUCUUUAGGGGUGGUGACCAGGGCAGAGAGAGGAGUGACAGUCACCACCCAGGGGACCUCAGCUCCGAGGAGGAACCCAGGACGUCUUCAAGCAUAGCCUGCCGGGCCCACGGAUGGGGAUUUAGCAGCUGGCAAAAUGGCGUCGCCCACCUGUGCCGUGGGUCCCAUCGACAGCCUGGAGCUCCUGGACCUCCUUUUUGACCGGCAGGACGGCAUCCUGCGACACGUGGAGCUGGCUGAGGGCUGGGCCCCUGCUGCCGAGGACCAGGCGCUGCCCGGGUCAGACUCCGAUGACUUCCUGAGCUCCAUCCUGGGCCCUGGUGACUCAGCCCCCAGCUCCCCGACCUGGUCCCCUGCGGGCAGUGACAGCGGCCUCUCCGAGGACCUGCCCUCUGACCCCCAGGACAGCCCUCCACGCAGUGGAGGGCCAGGCACCACCCUAGCUAGCUGCCCUUCCUACCUUCCCAAUCCUCCAGGUCCUGCCAGGUCCCCCAGGACACAGGUGCCGGAGUCCUCCGUGGCCAUAGACCUGGACAUGUGGAGCGCGGGAGCCCUCUACCCAGGGCAGCAGGCCAGCUCGCCCUCCUGCUUCGACCUGACGGUCAAGGAGCUCCUGCUGGCUGGUGGCAGCGGGGACCCGCAGCAGCAGCACCUGCCUGCUGCCCACCUCCUGCGACCUGGGAACGGCCACUGUCAGGAGCUGGUGCUGACUGAAGAUGAGAAGAAGCUGCUGGCCAAGGAGGGGGUCACCCUGCCUACCCAGCUGCCCCUCACCAAGCAUGAGGAGCGCGUGCUGAAAAAGAUCCGCAGGAAAAUCCGCAACAAACAGUCAGCCCAAGAAAGCAGGAAAAAGAAGAAGGAGUAUAUUGAUGGCCUGGAGACUCGGAUGUCAGCCUGCACCGCCCAGAACCAGGAGCUGCAGAGGAAGGUCUCGCAUUUGGAGAAGCAGAAUCUGUCCCUCUUGGAGCAGCUGAAGAAACUCCAAGCUCUCGUGGUUCAGUCCACUAGCAAGUCUGCCCAGACGGGGACCUGCAUAGCCGUCCUGGUGUUGUCCUUCGCCCUAAUCAUCCUCCCCUCCAUCAGCCCCUUUGCCUUCGGCAAAAGCGAGAGCUCUGGGGACUUUGCGCCCACGCGAGUCUUCUCCAGGACGCUGCACAACGAGGGGGCUUCGCGUGUGGCCCCGGGGGAAAUCGCACCAGGCACCGAGGCCCCUGGCUCCCCGCAGAACCCUGCCGCACCCCACAGAGAGGCCCCCGGCGGCCUGGGGGGAGACUGGGGGGCCUUCCUGGACAGGCUGGAUGUGGUCAAUGCCACGGAGGAGCCAGACAACUCCAGCCUGGUCUUGGGCAAUGUGACAGGCGAUCUGGGCCGGGCCGCCGUGCUGGGCUGGGCGGUACCAGAGCCAGGGCCGAGCCCGGCAGGGGAGGAGCUCUGAGCACCCCAGGACCAGUACAGCAGCAGACCCAGGGGGCUGGAGGCCAGAGUCCCACUGGGACCCCAGCUGAACCCGGGGACUGACGGAGGCCCCCCAAGUGGACACUCAAAGGAGAGUCUGAGAAGCACCCCAGCCCCCCGUGAACCUUUCUGGACACAGCCACAGGCACCCACCUUUUCUAAGACUGCACAAGCUUGAAUAAAGUAUUUUGACAGAACCCAGUUGGCCUGGGUGGGAU